UGAGAGGACGAGAAAUACGACUUCGCCCUCUACGUCCACUUUCUCCGGGGAUUGCCAAGGGAUUUCAAUGUUUGGCCCGUUCUUUGCCACUUCCCGUAUCCAGCACGUGGUUAAACUGUAAGCUGAUGAUCCAUCAUGAGCCCUGAAGUGCGUAGUGAACUAUGUGGCACGCAUGUAGUGUUUAAAUGUACAGUGUUUCUGUGUUGAUUCGGAUCGCACAUAUAUGGCGUUUGUGACUGUCUGUAGAGAGUUCUGCCAGGCUCAGCACCUCACCUUUGUGGACAAGUGAAUUGUUAGCCACCUGCGGGACUACGCUACCAAGAAGCCCCCCUGACAGCCACCACACUGGGUCCAGUCUGUCUCUCCUAUAUACCCUUGUGGGAUCACACGUAGCCCUCCACACCGGCAUAUUCAAGCACGCCCGCCUCAUUUCCUCCCUACAAAUUUUUCUCCCAGUAGCCUAUUAGAAACGCUUCUCCUGAAUGGGGUAAUAUCAAUUGUCUCAAUUGGAUGACUGACGGAUAGUCUCCCUUUUUCUUUAGUUUUCCUUUUGAGUUUCUCAUCCUUUUUUUUUCCCCUGAACAUCGUGGACUAGAUCACCCCCAUUUUGGCUUUUGUUUGUACUUUAAAUAGUCUGGUGUCCACCCACCAUUGCACCAUUUUUUUUUUUCUUUUUCUUUUUUUUUUUUUUUUGUAUUUAUUUUUUCAUAUUGCUGACAUCUGAGCCAAAGAAUUUUUAACAGUGGGGGGGAAAGAACAGGAAUUAUAAGUACUUCAUUGUAAUUGUUUUAAAGACGUCUUGCUAAUAUGAACCGCCCUGCCGCUGUUGAGAUUUCCUAUGACUGCAUGAGGUUCCUCAUCACACACAACCCCACCAACUCAACUCUCAACAAGUUCACUGAGGAGCUGAAGAAGUUUGAGGUGAACACACUGGUUAGAGUUUGUGAAGCCACCUAUGACAAGGCACCAGUGGAAAAGGAGGGCAUUCAGGUCCUGGACUGGCCCUUUGAUGAUGGAGCUCCACCCCCCACCCAGAUUGUAGAUGAUUGGUUCAACUUGCUGAAGACUAAGUUCAGAGAGGAGCCGGGAUGCUGCAUCGCGGUUCACUGUGUUGCGGGCUUGGGCCGGGCACCUGUGCUGGUGGCCUUAGCCUUAAUUGAGUGUGGCAUGAAGUAUGAAGAUGCGGUGCAGUUUAUAAGACAGAAGAGACGUGGAGCCUUCAACUCCAAACAGCUUCUUUACCUCGAAAAAUACAGACCUAAGAUGCGUCUGCGGUUCAAGGCCAACUGCUCUGUCCAGUAGUGCACCAUUCUUUCAGUCAUACAAAACUAUAGUGGGAAGUUCAACCAGGGUAGAAGGGAGAAUAAAAAGCUGUGGGAUAUAAUUGUGGUGAUUUUAUAAACUGGAUCCUGGUUAACCAAUCACAGAGAAGCAAUGAAUGAAAAGCUGAUCUUUGGAUUCACCAGCAGUAUAAAUGAGAAGGGUCAAAGCACACAGACAAGCCCACAACCUGGUUGGUAAACCAGUGUAGUGGUCAGGGGCAAGAAUAUACAUGAAUAUCCCCCAAUUCCCACAUGUUCAAUCAUGAAAUGACUUUUUAUUUUGCAUUACUUUAGAAUGAAUACUUUGAACCAUGAUGAAAAGAUUACAGUUAUAAAAUGCUGUCAUUGUUGAAUUGUAUUAUGAAUUUUACUAUUGGGCAUGUUUAUUUGCAGUAUUUUUUUUUCUUUUUCUUUUUUUUUUUACUAUCCACAGGUAAUAGCCAGUUUUGUUACAGAAACAAUUCUUAAGUAGGAUAUUUUUGCACAAAACAAACUUUAUAAUAUUCCUAACCAAUGCAGAAAAUGCCCCCUUAUAUAUCGCUUUUAAUUUAGGGUUGGCUUAGGUUUUAAAUAUGUCAACUGUAUUUAUUCACUAUAAUUAGUGUCUUGUCAGGAGUGUGGGUGGGGCUAUGACGCAGUUUUUUUUCUUUCAUGGAGUCAUGUUAUUUACUCUCGUUUUCUUCAUCUGUGGGGAGUGCAAUAUUCAGUCCAGCUUGGAAAAGCCCUCACCCUUAGGACCGUCCUACAUCCAAAUUCAAAUACAGUAGACAGUUUUUGAAAUACAGAAGGAUUCUUGGCUUGUUUUAGGUACUCACUUUCUAUAGAUGCUCUGUAACAAGCUUUACUGUUGGCCUGGCUGUUGACACCCACAUAUCAAAUGUGUACACUUUAUCUGUCACCCUACUGUUCAGCCCACAGACACACUGAAGGAAGUGAGAGGCGGAAGACUGGUCAGCUCUGGCUUUAUUUUAUUUUUGUAAUCAUUGUGCCCAUUUUGAAAACACCCCCAUUUCAUCCUGGUUUUAAGAUAAAUAAAUGAUUUGAAAUUUA
Myxocyprinus asiaticus (Chinese sucker) is the source of this 2372-nucleotide messenger RNA. RefSeq names its product protein tyrosine phosphatase type IVA 2-like. Gene Ontology annotation, cellular component: nucleus. Gene Ontology annotation, molecular function: protein tyrosine phosphatase activity. Gene Ontology annotation, biological process: protein dephosphorylation. The transcript has 7 exons. The coding region runs from base 808 to 1302 and encodes 164 amino acids. The record is from RefSeq and is a predicted model, not a curated record. NCBI's taxonomy places the organism in Eukaryota, Metazoa, Chordata, Actinopteri, Cypriniformes, Catostomidae.